Molecule: messenger RNA, 680 nt
Organism: Rubroshorea leprosula
Lineage: Eukaryota; Viridiplantae; Streptophyta; Magnoliopsida; Malvales; Dipterocarpaceae
Source: the annotation of a GenBank genome assembly
CAAUGAUGAUCGGUUAGUUUGUCUUUGGUCAUAGGUGGUCAGCACAAGAGCCUUAGACCCUUGUUUUAUGCUGCAAUACCAGAAAAAGAAUGUCAACUAAAGAGUCAGGCCGUGAAUGGACUGUGAAGAAACCUCAUACCUAAUUGCAGGAAGUUUUCGACCUUUGGCCUACUGGGAUAUAUUCGUGAUGCACCAGCUAGACGGAUGCUUGGGCCCUUGCACUGUGAAUGAACCAUCAUGAAAUACGCAGUAAGAGGCCAGCUUCAUGCAAAGUUCAUUCUGAAGUGUUUAAUGAGAUUUGAAUAUCGAAAUUCAGGUUCAAAGAAGUUCGGAACAUUUACUACCAUUUCUAUUCUGAAAAUUUGAUCGGUAAUAUUUAUGUUAGUGCUUUUCUUUCCUGGGGAUCGUCGUAAUUUAGGAGUCGUUUCUUUUGGUAAUUUGAUAUGUAUGGUCAUCUGUUGAAUGCUGGGCAGGCAUGUUAGUUUCUUAUUUUUCCUAUUUAUUUGGCAAUUUUGGUUCGAAUUAUGGGCAUCUAGGACCUAGUUUUUUAUUUUCCUCAUAUUUUUGGAUUAUAUUCCAUUCUAGUUUGGUCGUGAACAAAAAGAUUAGUAUGCAAUUCAUGGUUGUAUGUUGUAUUUUCUAAUUUCUGUUAGUAUUUUCAAUGAAGAGUUGGAGCUGUU